Funneliformis geosporum is the source of this 3123-nucleotide messenger RNA. The record is from the annotation of a GenBank genome assembly. Lineage: Eukaryota; Fungi; Glomeromycota; Glomeromycetes; Glomerales; Glomeraceae.
AUGAAGGAAAAUGCGAAGAUUUUCCGUUGCAUUCCUCCUUCAGCUAAUUGGUUCUCCUAUAAUACCGCUUCAUUAUCUGCAGAGGCAAAUUUAUUUGCAUAUGCUGCUGCUACUACUGUAUUUCUGCUUAAUGCAGAGACCUUGCAGUAUGUUGGAUAUUUAUCGGGACAUUCUGAUAAAAUAAACGCGCUGGAUACAGCUGGCACUUUGUGUGUUAGUGGAAGUUCUGAUAAAACUGUAAGGUGCUGGGAUAUGGAGAGCCAAAAACAAGUCGCGUCUCUGACUUCUUUUAAGAGCGACAUACUAGCUGUUGCAUGGACUACAGAUAACCAAUUAAUUGUAUCAGGUGAUAAACUUGGAGAUUUAACUAUUUGGAAUCCUAAUAAUAAUAAAUUCAACAAAUGUUAUUUCAUACAAUCGCCUGUCGAUUGUAUCGCCGCAUCACCAACUCAUCAUAGAUUGGUUGCAUUUGCCUUUCAUAAUGGAGCAAUCCUUAUUGUAAAUAUUGAUUCAUAUCUGAAUGGUCAUAUUAUUCGCCGCUUAAAUGGGCACGAUCUUGAUAUUCAAAGUUUAUGUUGGGAACCAAAAAAUGACGUAACAUCCGAAUUUACACAUUUGGUCUCUGGUUCUAGAGAUAAAACAGUACGCAUUUGGAAUGUUGAAGAGGAAAAGCUUACAAGAACGAUCACUAUGCCAGGUCCUUCGCCUCACUUGACAGAUCAGCAAAAAAUAAGACUAUUCAUGUCUACUGUAUGGUUUCCUGGAAAGAAUUGGCUGGUUUCGGCUUCAUAUAUGGGAGAUGUAUAUUUAUGGGACCUUGAUACUUUUCCAGCAAGGUUCCAAAAAUUCAGUAUCCAUAAUCGUCCUAUUUUCACAAUGCAAUUUUUUCCUUGUGGCACGAAAAUGAUCACAACUUCAAUGGACCGGCAGAUAAUAAUAUGGGAUAUUAUCGAAAGAAAACCCAUAAUUAUUGCUAUUACAAAUUCUCAAACUAUUAGUGACUUGGCCAUUUCUCCCAUGGACCCAUAUAAAUUAUCGAUUGGAGGUGGAGACACUUCAGUUAAAAUAUGGAAAUUCUCAAGCCCUCAAAAUCCAUAUGAUAUUUCCUUAUAUUAUAAGGGUCUUAAAAAUAAAAUAUCAAGCGGAAUGUUUGCUUAUGGUACCGAUAUGGGUGCAAUUGGUUGGUUUGAUGAAUUCCAAAGUGAUAAGAAUUUUAAAACUUUUGCCUCUUAUCAUAACAACAAAGUUUAUGCUAUUCAAUGGAGUAUGCCAGAUUGGUUAGAAUUGCCAGUAAAAGAAAAACCAGAGAAGGAUAAUAUGUUUGUUCUUAGUUGUGGGGGCGAUGGUCAAAUAUUACUAAGUGAUAUCUCAAGACCGAACUCACCAUCUUUAUCCGUCAAUAAUAUGAUUAUAGAAGUAAAUACAGAUUGGAUACAAUUCCUAAAGAAUAAAUCCGGAUAUUUACCAAAACGAAGUGAAAUUGCAGUACACCCUACUGGCAAAUAUCUCGCUGUUGGUAACGUUGAUGGAAAAUUAGAAAUUUAUGAAUUGCCUUCAUUAAAAAUAAUAUACCAUAAUGUUAGACAUCGCGCCAUUAUUAAUAAACUUACAUGGUGUCCUCUAGAUUCUGAAGGAAACUCUUUUCUACUUGCAUCUGGAUCAGACGAUACAUUAAUUACAAUCCAUGACUUAAGUGACCCGGAGAAGCUCGCUCCCACAGUUUAUAUUCCAUCAUCAUCUUGUAAGCAAACUCUUCAAAUGCAUAAAAGGGGAGUAACAGACAUUUCAUGGUGUCCAACUGAUACUACCAUGAUCCUUUCUUCGUCAUUUGAUGGAACAGCUAUUGUAUGGAAUAUAUUAGAUGGUUCCCCAAUUUCUUUAUUUUGUGGACAUCAACCUCAAAAUCGGGUAUUUUGUACGGAAUGGAGUUUGCAUGAUAAAGAUUUAGUUUUUACUGCUGGAGAUGAUGCAAUGUGUUUUGCUUGGAGGCCCAGUGAAAAUCCAUAUAAACCAAAGAAAGAUUUUAUAACAGAAUCGGCGUCUCUGAAUGAAAAAUUAUCACAUCAGAAACAAGAUGUUUUGUCGACAGAAAUAGUGGAAAUUCCUAUAGUAAAAGAUACUGUUACGAACGUAGAAAUUAAUCGUAAACCUGAUAAUCGGUCAUCCAAAAAGAUCAAAAAAUUAAAAACUCUUCUUCCUAUUAGUUCUAUUCCUUCUCGGCGCAAGAGUCUUCAAUAUAAAAUUUUUGAGCUUGCACAUAAAUUAUAUGGCGGUGAGUGGGAAAAGGCUAUGAAUUUAUGGGAGGACAAGGAGCCGGGCAAGGAAAAUACUGAUGAAUUUGGCCAACAAAAGUCUACGUUUGGUCAGCUCUUCUUUGGAGAAAAGUACACGGCAAGGAAAGCCAUUUUAAAAGAAGUUGAGGCGCAUAAUGAAACAGGUGCUACUUUCAAUUUGGGUGGCUUAGAAGCAACUCCUGCAAUUCUAUUGGAUUUAUGGUCCAGUAAUUUCACUUCAUUAGUUAAACGUACUGAAGAUAGUGAGGAAUUUUCCGGGCAAGACUGGAUGAUUCUUGCCCUUAGUCCUAUUGCUGGACGAGAUGUAUGGUUAUCUAUGAUGCACCGGCAGGCUCAAAAGCUUGUCGCAAAAAAUGAUCGUCACGGAGCUGUUAUGUGUCUGAUUGCGUGUGGAGAAAUACAUGAAGCAAUUAAUAUUUAUCGUAAAGCUGAGAUGUUUCGUGAAGCUAUUGCUCUAGCAAAACUGCGUCUUCCCGAAGAUGAACCUACUUUUUCGGAUUUAUAUAAUUCAUGGGCAAUUCAAUUAGAAAAGGAAGAGGCAUAUGAACAGGCUGCCUUAUGUCAUCUAAUAGCAAAAAAAGAAGAUUCAUUACAUCACGUAUUGAACACUUUAGCACGUCGAGGAGAUCUUUCUUCGCUUCGUGCUUCUGCAAGUUUAGCAUUAAUGCUCGAAGAUGAUUCUACUGAAGAACGAACACGUCGAUAUUUCGAAAAAAUAGAAGAAAAAAAGACAUCAAAUACUGAAUUAAGCGAAGAGCACAAACUUUUGGAAGAUGAAAGUGGUAAUAAGAAAGCAUUAAACCCCGAUACUAUAGAUAUUGAAAUUUAA